Molecule: messenger RNA, 1064 nt
Organism: Micropterus salmoides (largemouth bass)
Lineage: Eukaryota; Metazoa; Chordata; Actinopteri; Centrarchiformes; Centrarchidae
Gene: mad2l1
Product: MAD2 mitotic arrest deficient-like 1 (yeast)
Exons: 5
Coding region: 94-702 (202 amino acids)
Biological process (GO): mitotic spindle assembly checkpoint signaling
Cellular component (GO): nucleoplasm; cytoplasm; kinetochore
Source: RefSeq, a predicted model, not a curated record
AGAAAUUUCAAACUGGGCGGCGGGUAGUUGAAAAAAAAAAACCCCAACACAACAAAGGUUCAUUGUCGAGAAUUCAACCAGAAGUGUAAGAAAAUGACGAGCACAUUGAAAGGAAUUACUCUGAAAGGAAGCGCGGAGCUAGUGGCCGAGUUCUUCUCGUUUGGCAUCAACAGCAUCCUGUACCAGCGGGGCAUCUAUCCUCCAGAGACAUUCACCAGAGUCACCCACUAUGACAUGAGCCUUCAACUUACCACUGAUCCCAAACUGAAGAACUACCUGACGAACGUGGUGUCUCAGCUCAAAGAGUGGCUGUUUGAGUGCACCGUGCAGAAGCUAGUGUUGGUGAUCACAUGUUUGGAAACCAAUGAGGUGCUGGAGAGAUGGCAGUUUGACAUCGAGUGUGACAAGUCAGCCAAGGAGAGCAGUGCUCCCCGAGAGAAGUCCAUUAAGACCAUUCAGGAUGAGAUCCGCUCUGUUAUCAGACAGAUCACAGCCACAGUGACUUUCCUGCCGCUGCUGGAGACGCCUUGUGCAUUUGACCUCCUGGUCUACACAGACAAAGACCUGGUGGUUCCUGAAAAGUGGGAAGAGUCUGGGCCGCAGAUCAUCGACCAAUCAGAGGAGGUGCGUUUACGCUCCUUCACCACCUCCAUCCACAAGGUGAACAGCAUGGUGGCGUACAAGAGGACUGAUUCAGUUUAAAUCCCUAAACCGUGGUCCCCCCCUCCACCUCGUGAGCUGUAUAUAGCACCUGCCGCUGAUAGAAAACAGUAGAUUUUACACUGCCCCGUCCUACCUCACUGUCUGCGUCUGUUCAGUACUCUGUAAACUGAGGACCUGUGUUCUCCUGCCUGUUUUCUGAACUUCUUUUUGAGAAGGUGUUGGCAACCUGAUCUACACUGAUGUAAAUAUUUCUCAUAAGAAGUGAUUUGUCUGUUAGGAACCGUCUCUUUUCUUUAUUAUUGUUUCCCCUUUCUCUCAAGUUGUCAACCUCUGUUUUAGAAGUUAGUGGUUUAUAUGAGAAACUUUUAUAAAAUAUCAUAAAUAAAUGUCGUUCACAAAGA